AUGGCACCCUGCGGUACCCCCCCGCGCCUGCUCACACUGGUGGUCGCGUGGGUGGCGGCCGUGGCGCUUCUGUCGCCGGCGAUGGUGCGAGCCGGCAUCAACCGGGAAACCGUCAUCGACGCCUCGCAAUUGGCGGUGCUACGCGCGCUGUCCAAGGAGUGGCGGCCCGGGUUCAACUACUCGCGCGCGUGGGCGUCGAAGCAGCCGCCCAAGCGCUGCAUGGCGUACCCCGGGAUCAUCUGCAACGACAAGGGUAUCAUCAUCGGACUGAACGUGAGCAACACCAACAUCAACGGCACCAUCAAGGGAGUCAGCGCCCUCACCGCGCUCGCCUUGCUAGACAUGAGCAAUAACCCGAUCAAGGACGUGGCUCCCCUCGCGCCUCUCACCAACCUCGUCUACCUCAAUCUAGAGGCAUUGGGCAUCAAAGCGGCACCCAACGCACUCGGCAACCUGGGCUUGCUCAAGCACCUGGACCUUGGGUUCAACGACUUUAGCGGAUCUCUCCCUCCUGGCUUCGGCAACCUGAAGAACCUCAAGAAGCUAGUGUUAUCGCAUGGUGGUGAUGCUCUGGGCGGCAAACUGCCGCCCUCCUUCUCCUCUCUCACCAACCUGCGGGAACUGUACAUGAACGACAAUGCCUUCGGGGGCAGCAUUCCUGCAUACAUCGGAAGCUUCCUCUCCCUUUCCUACCUCCGUCUAAGCAACAACAUGUUUUCGGGCAACAUCCCCAAGGAGCUCUCGCGCCUCAAGAGCCUGCAGUUCCUGGGGUUGCGCUACAACUGGCUGACAGGGUCCAUCCCCGCAGCCCUCGCCUCCCUCCCCCAACUCACCUACCUCAAUGUGCGCUCCAACUACCUGAGCGGCACCAUCCCGCCGCGCUACCUGCUCCUGCCAUACCACAGCCUGUCCUCGAAUUACUUCGUGGGGGAGGUGUCGUACAAGGCCAAAAACGGCACUUCCAUCUGUCCUGCUGAGUCCGACGUGGACAACAACUGCCUUAGCCUCAAGUGGUGGGACAAGAAGGCGUGUGGAAAGAAGCCCCCACAGCGCAGCACAGAAUUCUGCUGGACCUUCUGCCGGGCGGCGAGCCGCCUGGGCACGUGCGGGCGGCGGGGCGCGUGUGUGCCGGCCAGCCUGCGCAAGAACGACAGCGCGGUGGUGUAUGCUGCAUGCCAGUGCCAGAAGGGCGCUGCUGCCACGGCCGACAACCAGUACUGCGUGAAAGUCACGAAUAAGUUGGUGCGCAAGCCGUGUCCGCCCAACCCCAAGUGCCCCCCCAGCAGCAUCUGCCAGCCCAACUUCCUCUCCCCUCUCGGCUACCGCUGUGCCUGCACCAAGGGUUACCGCCCUGUGGCAGAAAAUUACUGGACCGUUACAAAGUGUGUGGCUAUUGAGGUAUAG
Molecule: messenger RNA, 1404 nt
Organism: Closterium sp. Naga37s-1
Lineage: Eukaryota; Viridiplantae; Streptophyta; Zygnematophyceae; Desmidiales; Closteriaceae
Source: the annotation of a GenBank genome assembly